Messenger RNA from Lactuca saligna, 483 nucleotides. NCBI's taxonomy places the organism in Eukaryota, Viridiplantae, Streptophyta, Magnoliopsida, Asterales, Asteraceae. The record is from the annotation of a GenBank genome assembly.
AUGGCCGGCAAGCCACUCCCUCCAGCCUUACUACCAUUACUGAAGUUGUAUGAUUAUAUUAAUAACUCCACUGCCCCACCACACCAUGGCAUUGGCAUGCCAUUGGAAAAGAAACAAGUAGUGUUUAAGAAUAAUCAUGAUGCAAAGAUUAUACGCUUCAAUGACGUUGGAUCGGUGGUGCACUCAUCGAAGGAAGAGUUUGGUGGUAUUGAAAAAGCUGAAUACGAUGAUUUUAAGCUAAUGACGGAAUCUAUCAGCCUUAGUGUUGUUGAAUACAAUCAAACAAAAGAGGUCAAUACCGAUUUGAUUGAUCAGAAAUCAAGCCAAACCACAAUGAUUCCUGACGAAAAUGCAGUUAUUGGUGCGAAGUUGUUAUGUGUUGAUGGUAUUGAGAAGAAUGAUGACGAAAGUUUGAGUCUCUGUAAGCAAGGUGAUGUGAUUGCUGUGAAAAGAAAGGAAGAACAGAGUAGAACAGAGGAUUAA